Molecule: messenger RNA, 3795 nt
Organism: Gastrolobium bilobum
Lineage: Eukaryota; Viridiplantae; Streptophyta; Magnoliopsida; Fabales; Fabaceae
Product: ATP-dependent zinc metalloprotease FTSH 9, chloroplastic-like
Exons: 14
Coding region: 210-2690 (826 amino acids)
Biological process (GO): proteolysis
Cellular component (GO): membrane; chloroplast thylakoid
Molecular function (GO): ATP binding; metalloendopeptidase activity; ATP-dependent peptidase activity
Source: RefSeq, a predicted model, not a curated record
CUUCCAUGUCAACGGUUGAGAUCUUCAACUCCUCCUUAAUCCAACGGCUAUAAUUUCCUGUUGAAUCUCCUUGUCUCUUUCUCUCUCUCUCUCUUCAAUCUCUAGCCACCAUUGACACACUUUAGAUGAGAAGAUAAUCUCUGAGGCUCCACCCUAUAUAUAAGAUAUCGGAAAUUUUGAAGCUUUUUGUUGUGGUUGUUACUCUCGCAAUGUCGGGGUUGGAGUAUCUAUCUCCGUUGACGCACACCAAAAUCUAUCUUAAUUGGUACUCCUCCAAUCUACACCGCUCGAGGGUGUUUCGGCAAAACGCAAGUCGUUUCGUUGUUCCCAAUUCGGUGCCGGUUAGGGUUCUGAGGGACGCGAGGUUAUGGAGGGAUUCGGGGAGGUUGGAUUUGUGGGGAGGGUUGAAGAGGUUCUACGGCGGUGAUGGACGGAGAAUCAGGGCUAGUAGUAGUAGUAGCGGCCAGGAGAGCGAUUCCGGCGAGAAGAGCGGUGAAGGUCAAGGGGUCGAUAAUGGUUCGACCGGUUCGUCCGGUUCGAACCGGAGGAAGGAGAAGCAGGGGAAGGGUGGUUGGUUGUGGUGGUGGUUUGGUUCUAAAGGUGGGAAGAAGUGGCGGUGGCAGCCCAUAGUGCAGGCACAAGAGAUUGGGGUUUUGCUUUUGCAGUUAGGGAUUGUGAUUUUUGUUAUGAGGUUGCUUAGGCCUGGGAUUCCCUUACCUGGGUCCGAACCAAGGGCUUCAACCUCUUUUGUUAGCGUGCCGUACAGUGAGUUCUUGAGCAAGGUCAAUAGUGAUCAGGUGCAGAAGGUGGAGGUUGAUGGGGUCCACAUCAUGUUCAAGUUGAAGCCUGAUCAAGUGCAGGAUGGUGAAGUUUCUUCUUCUUCUUCUUCUUCUUCUUCUUCUUUAAGGAUGCAGCAGGAGUCAGAGUUGUUGGUUAAGAGUGUUGCUCCAACCAAGAGGAUAGUUUACACCACCACAAGGCCUAGUGAUAUUAGAACUCCUUAUGAAAAGAUGCUCGAAAAUGAGGUCGAGUUUGGGUCCCCGGAUAAGCGUUCUGGUGGAUUCUUCAACUCUGCACUGAUAGCCUUGUUUUAUGUUGCUGUGCUUGCAGGGCUUCUCCAUCGAUUCCCUGUAAGCUUUUCACAGCAUACAGCUGGUCAGAUUAGGAACCGCAAGUCAGGAACUGCUGCUGGUACAAAGUCAUCUGAACAAGGUGAAACAAUCACUUUUGCUGAUGUUGCUGGUGUUGACGAGGCUAAGGAGGAGCUAGAAGAGAUUGUGGAAUUUCUUCGAAAUCCAGACAGAUAUAUACGACUUGGAGCUCGUCCUCCUCGAGGUGUUCUCUUGGUGGGUCUUCCUGGGACAGGUAAGACUUUACUAGCGAAGGCUGUGGCUGGGGAAGCUGAUGUGCCAUUUAUAAGUUGUUCUGCUAGUGAGUUUGUAGAGUUGUAUGUUGGUAUGGGUGCUUCUCGUGUGAGAGAUCUCUUUGCAAGGGCAAAGAAAGAAGCGCCAUCCAUAAUAUUUAUCGAUGAGAUAGAUGCUGUGGCUAAAAGUCGUGAUGGUAAAUUUCGUAUUGUCAGCAACGAUGAACGAGAACAAACUUUGAACCAGUUGCUCACUGAAAUGGAUGGGUUUGAUAGCAGUUCUGCAGUGAUUGUUCUUGGAGCAACUAAUCGCUCUGAUGUUCUAGACCCUGCACUCCGUCGACCUGGAAGAUUUGAUAGAGUAGUCAUGGUAGAAACACCAGAUAGGAUUGGAAGAGAAUCCAUCCUAAAAGUUCAUGUUUCGAAGAAAGAACUUCCUUUAGCCAAGGACGUUGUCCUUGGUGACAUUGCUUCAAUGACCACUGGUUUCACAGGAGCCGAUCUUGCAAACCUAGUAAAUGAGGCUGCUUUGUUGGCUGGAAGACAGAACAAAGUUGUUGUGGAGAAAAUUGAUUUCAUCCAAGCUGUGGAAAGAUCAAUAGCUGGCAUAGAAAAGAAGACUGCCAAGUUGCAAGGAAUUGAGAAGGCUGUAGUUGCACGACACGAAGCUGGUCAUGCUGUAGUGGGUACUGCAGUUGCAAAUCUUCUUCCUGGACAGCCACGUGUUGAGAAGCUAAGCAUAUUGCCUAGAUCAGGAGGGGCUUUGGGUUUUACUUAUACUCCUCCAACAAGUGAGGACAGAUAUUUGCUUUUCAUUGAUGAGUUGCGUGGCCGACUGGUGACCCUUCUUGGAGGACGUGCAGCAGAAGAAGUUGUUUAUUCUGGUCGAGUGUCAACAGGUGCACUUGAUGACAUACGGCGAGCAACUGACAUGGCAUACAAAGCUAUUGCUGAAUAUGGUCUUAAUCAGACGAUUGGCCCUGUGUCAAUUUCCACUCUUUCUAAUGGUGGAAUCGAUGAGUCUGGAGGAUCAUUUCCUUGGGGAAGGGAUCAGGGACACCUUGUUGAUCUUGUUCAAAGAGAGGUGAAAGCAUUGCUGCAGUCUGCACUGGAUGUAUCACUUUCCAUUGUGCGAGCUAAUCCUACUGUUUUGGAGGGUCUUGGAGCACAUUUGGAAGAAAAAGAGAAAGUAGAGGGUGAGGAGCUACAGAAGUGGUUAAGAUUGGUGGUUGCACCAACAGAGCUUGCAAUAUUUAUGGAGGGCAAGCAACAGUCUCUUCUCCCAUUGCAGACAGGUUCUUCAACAGUUAAUAGUGUUAUCUAUUAAUGUACCAAUGUGAAGUGGAACUUGAGGUAUGAUUUUUGACGUUGUUCGGCUGAAGCCAGGGAAGUUAUAUCUCAAGUAGCAUGAGCUCACCCUUACAACAUUGUACAUUCCUGUAAGGGGAAUUUUGGCAUCAUUUUUAACACAUAGCCAGCCUGUUAUUUGUGUUAACUCACAGUUCACUCAACCAAAGCCACAUGGAAAAAGAAAGAUGAAGAAAUACAUACAUAGUGCCUCUCUUGAAGGGCUCCAUGAAUCAUAACUGCUGCCAUCUCAACUACAUACGUGCUGGUGUUUGAAUUUGUUGUAUAUUUACUAUUAUUUCAGUCAUGAUGUGGCUGUCUGCAAAUGUAAUUGAUAUGUAGUUGUAUACAUUAUGAUUCUGUGAAAUAUAAAGAGCUCUGCUAUAUGUUACACCAAAAUAUUUUAUCGAAAUUGCAAGUAACAUGGUUAGUUACAAAGUCUCUUUCCAAUUUCUCCCCAUCAAAACAGGCCCAUCAAUUAACUGCAGCUGUAUGGGACAACUUUCAGAUUCGGUGUCAACUGAGUAAAAUUUCGGGAAGAAUAACCAUACCACAUGGGAGCUACAAUGGUGGAAGAGAGAUAACUUAGAACUCCCCCUAAAUUGACCCCUUAUUUUGUUGAGUCUGCAUCAUCAAUCUCAUCACUGUCUUCUUUCAGAAUUCCAGUAAAGUAAGCAGUGACUAGAGUAGACUAUUUCCAGUCCUUUGUCCAGAGAGAGAGAGAGCAAUAUCAUGCUAACAUGCAAUGUGCUUCUGGUGGAACAUUAUCCUAUGUGGCUGAGUGUCUUUGGGAAGUUACGGUAUCAUGUUCAUGUCAUAGUAAGUCAUUAUCUCGUAUCCUUCUGCUGCUCAGAAGCUCGAACAAUCAAAGCUGCGAGAGGAGAAACGUUGGUGUGCAGCUGUUUGGCCAUGGUAGUGUUAAGAAAAAUUCUGAAAACCUUUUAUUUGAUUUUUCUUGUUAUUAUCCAGAGGAGUUGAAAAACAAACGAAAAAAAUGUUGCAUUACAAAGAGCUUAGCUCUCUGAAACAUUUGACACAGUUAUUACUCUGGCACAUGUUCCUAAUUAUGCUAUAAACAUUAAAAG